GGAAUUAUACGACAGAAUAUAGAUUCCGAAGGUAGUAGAAUUGCAAAUUUAAACUUUUACCGUCUACCACCAAUCUAAAAUACCCAACUUGCCCCUCGCAUUUUAGCUUUCUGUCUUUUCACCAAAGAUUCUCUCCCAAUCACCCUUUAGCCCAACCCUCUCUCGUCUCUCUCGGCACGAUCAGAGCUCAGAUCUCAAAACUCAAAUCGAAUCAAACCCACAAACUUGAUCGAACAUGACUCUCGGCUCUGGAGGAUCGAGUGUCGUCGUUCCGAGAAACUUCCGGUUGCUGGAGGAACUGGAACGUGGGGAGAAAGGUAUUGGAGAUGGAACUGUGAGCUAUGGAAUGGACGAUGGUGAUGACAUCUACAUGCGCUCUUGGACUGGCACCAUCAUCGGUCCCCACAACGUAACUGUUCAUGAAGGUAGGAUCUAUCAGUUGAAGCUCUUCUGUGACAAAGAUUACCCUGAGAAACCCCCAACUGUCCGGUUCCAUUCACGUGUCAACAUGACUUGUGUCAACCAUGAAACUGGAGUGGUGGAUCCAAAGAAGUUCGGACUUCUUGCGAACUGGCAAAGGGAGUACACGAUGGAGAAUAUACUGGUACAACUGAAGAAAGAAAUGGCUGCGUCGCAUAACCGUAAGCUUGUUCAACCUCCAGAAGGCACUUGCUUCUAGUAGCUUCCGGAAUCUUCUUCUGGCCUGCUCAAAAAUCUUUGCCCCUUCUAUUACUAAAAUAUGUAUCUUGGGGGAAUCCAUUGUCGUUCUCAAACUUUUUUCAAAUUUAUGAUAAAAAUGGUCUAUGUGGAUUGUGAUGAUGAUGAUGUUCGAUUAAUCAUCUGAAGUUUAUCCUUUGUGUGCAAAAUUAUUAAAAACAGCGUCUUCUCCAGUCCAUAUGUGUUCAAUCUUUUGAAUUUUCUUGUUGAUGA
Molecule: messenger RNA, 930 nt
Organism: Brassica rapa (field mustard)
Lineage: Eukaryota; Viridiplantae; Streptophyta; Magnoliopsida; Brassicales; Brassicaceae
Product: ubiquitin-conjugating enzyme E2 variant 1D
Source: RefSeq, a predicted model, not a curated record